Molecule: messenger RNA, 528 nt
Organism: Necator americanus (New World hookworm)
Lineage: Eukaryota; Metazoa; Nematoda; Chromadorea; Rhabditida; Ancylostomatidae
Exons: 5
Coding region: 1-528 (175 amino acids)
Biological process (GO): xenobiotic metabolic process
Cellular component (GO): cytoplasm; intracellular membrane-bounded organelle
Molecular function (GO): heme binding; oxidoreductase activity, acting on paired donors, with incorporation or reduction of molecular oxygen, reduced flavin or flavoprotein as one donor, and incorporation of one atom of oxygen; iron ion binding
Source: RefSeq, a predicted model, not a curated record
AUGGGCUUUGGCGGUGUGCUGGACGACAUCACCUUUUUGCAAUGUAUGGGAAGCUUUCGCCAUAUAACAGUGCAGGUCUUUGGUCCGGAACCUUCGGUAUACUCAAGAAAAAAGGAAACUCCUUAUGUAAUGGCAACAAUAUCCGAAAUUCAACGAAUCAGCAACGUUCUACCAUGGGCUAUUCCACACAGCACAAUGAACGAUGUAUUCAUCAAUGGAUACUUCAUUGCUAAAGGAACAGAAAUAAUGCCUCAGUACGGUUGUGUCCUGAACGAUCCGAAUCUAUUUCCAAAUCCUGAUCAGUUCCUUCCAGAAAGAUUCCUCGAUUCACAUGGCGCAUAUCGGCCACGAAUGGAAUUUAGACCGUUUGGAAUGGGUGCUAGAGUUUGUUUGGGAGAAUUUCUAGCAAAAUGUGAACUCUAUCUUAUUUUCACGACCUUACUACAAAAAUUUACAUUUACCGCAAUAGAUCCGGUGCUUAUUAAGACUGCGUUAGUACUUAAUCGAACUAUAAUUUCCCAUUAUUAA